Fusarium redolens is the source of this 651-nucleotide messenger RNA. RefSeq lists its product as uncharacterized. The record is from RefSeq and is a predicted model, not a curated record. Lineage: Eukaryota; Fungi; Ascomycota; Sordariomycetes; Hypocreales; Nectriaceae. The transcript is spliced from 2 exons. Bases 1 to 651 code for a protein of 216 amino acids.
AUGCCCACCACCCCCGUCCAAAAUGCCAACACAGACACUGCUGCAGAAGUGUACAUACGCCACUGCUCGGUACACAUUCUUCCUUUUUUGGCAAUGGGGCGACGAAACAAAAAUCCUCAGAGAGAUGUCACUUCUGCGGAAAGUCACAGAAAGGAAGUUGACUGCAGGGCCCUAUACAUAUUGACGGACACUCUGCAGACUUGUUUGACCGACACCUCUGACGACCAACUGGGGAGCUCAACAUUGCCCAAAAGUACAUCUCAUGCGAGGUUUCUUGAGAUUUAUGUCAACGCCGAAAAGCUCAAUGCCGCCCGUCAUCGAAGAAACUCGCAUCCAGACCUUUCAAAACUGUCAAAGGACCAUAUAUCAAUCGAAGAACAUUAUACUAUUAUCGACAAGUUCCAGGAGUACUUUACGGAGCUCUUAUCUUUCCAGCAGCGCAAGAAUAACUCGAUUAUCAACGGCAUUAGAGAAGCCCUAUUGCAAGUUGAAGAAGUUGGCCGCAAAAUGGAAGCUGAUCAAAGAGAUAAGCAUAUGAUGCAUAGUAAAGUUAAAGAUCAGUCUAAACAACUGCAGAAAGCUGAGGCGGAAAAAAACGCAGAAGUUAAGCGGAGAUUGGAGGAAGAAAGAGACAGAAAGAAGAGGACCUAG